Messenger RNA from Rattus norvegicus (Norway rat), 1467 nucleotides. RefSeq names its product transmembrane 7 superfamily member 2 (gene Tm7sf2). Gene Ontology annotation, molecular function: Delta14-sterol reductase activity; oxidoreductase activity, acting on the CH-CH group of donors, NAD or NADP as acceptor. The transcript is spliced from 10 exons. Gene Ontology annotation, cellular component: membrane; endoplasmic reticulum membrane; endomembrane system. The record is from RefSeq and is marked provisional. NCBI's taxonomy places the organism in Eukaryota, Metazoa, Chordata, Mammalia, Rodentia, Muridae. Bases 89 to 1345 code for a protein of 418 amino acids. Gene Ontology annotation, biological process: sterol biosynthetic process; cholesterol biosynthetic process.
CAGAGGCGUAGCCAGGCCAUUGGGAUGGGGUGGGCUGUGUUUCCCUGAUCGACUUUGUGAACCAUUGUUUCCCGGCAAAGGAGAGAUCAUGGCUUCUCGUGAGGCCUCCCAGGCCCCACUGGAAUUCGGGGGGCCGUUGGGCGUCACGGCGAUGCUGAUCCUGCUGCCUGCCACCAUGUUCCACCUGCUUCUGGCGGCCCGCUCGGGUCCGGCGCGCCUCCUGGCCCUACCAGCCUAUCUGCCUGGGCUGGAGGAGCUGUGGAGCCCACGGGCUCUGCUGCUGUUGUUCAUCUGGCUCGGCCUGCAGGUGGCGCUCUAUUUGCUGCCUGCACGCAAGGUGGCCGAGGGGCUGGAACUGAAGGACAAGAGUCGCCUGCGCUACCCUAUUAAUGGUUUCCAGGCUCUGGUGCUAACAGCCCUGUUGGUGGGGCUAGGGGUGUCAGUUGGGCUGCCCCUGGGGGCACUCCCUGGAAUGCUCCUGCCCCUGGCCUUUGCGACCACUCUCACCAGCUUUAUCUUCAGCCUCCUUCUCUAUGCAAAGGCUUUGGUAGCUCCUGCCUCAGCCCUGGCUCCUGGGGGAAACUCAGGAAAUUCUGUGUAUGACUUCUUUCUCGGACGGGAGCUGAACCCUCGCCUCGGUUCCUUUGACUUCAAAUAUUUCUGUGAGCUGCGACCUGGCCUCAUCGGCUGGGUCUUCAUUAACCUGGCCCUGCUGAUGCAGGAGGCGGAGCUUCGGGGGAGUCCUUCACUGGCUAUGUGGCUGGUCAAUGGCUUCCAGUUGCUGUAUGUGGGUGAUGCCCUCUGGUAUGAGGAGUCUGUUCUCACCACCAUGGACAUAAUACAUGAUGGUUUUGGCUUCAUGCUGGUCUUUGGAGACCUGGCCUGGGUACCAUUCACCUACAGCCUGCAGGCCCAGUUCCUGUUGUACCAUCCACAGCCUCUGGGAUUGCCCAUGGCCUUGCUCAUCUGCCUCAUUAAGGCUGUUGGUUACUACAUCUUCCGAGGGGCCAAUUCCCAGAAAAAUACAUUCAGAAAGAAUCCUUCUGACCCCAGUGUGGCUGGUCUUGAGACCAUCCCUACUGCCACGGGGAGGCAGCUGUUGGUGUCUGGGUGGUGGGGUAUGGUUCGACACCCCAACUACCUGGGAGACCUCAUCAUGGCUCUGGCUUGGUCCUUGCCCUGUGGGCUGUCCCACCUGCUGCCCUACUUCUACCUGCUCUACUUCACUGCACUGCUGGUGCACCGCGAGGCCCGAGAUGAGCAGCAGUGCCUGCGAAAGUAUGGCCGUGCCUGGCAGGAAUACUGCAAGCGCGUGCCUUACCGAAUCAUACCGUAUGUCUACUGAAGCAGAACCAGUUCUACUCGGCAGGGAUGCUCAGCACGUUGAAAACAAGAACGUUGAAAGCAAGAGGGAGCCACUGCUCCCAGAAGGAAAUUUUUCCCUGUUGAAUAAAUGUUUUCAACCUU